AUGUAUGCAGAAAUCAAGAACCAAAUUGUUCAGUUAUUAAAAACAUUUAACAAACUUUCUUUUACCACUGACAUUUGGUCGGAACCCAGUGCUGGGGUUUCUCUUUUAAGUUUGACAGCACAUGGUAUAUCAUUGGAGUUCCAAAGAGUAAAUAUUGUACUCAGGUGUGAAAGCAUCGAAGGCAGUCAUACUGGCGAUGUUAUAAAAUCAACUAUACUUUCAAUGAUAAAUGAAUGGCAAAUUUCUGAUAAAGUACACUGCGUUGUCCAUGAUAAAGGGUCUAAUAUGAUUAGAGCAAUGAAUCUUACUAACUUUUUGCACAUAAACUGUUCCGUACAUCAGCUUCAACUUUGUAUUAAAAAUGCUUUAAACUUAAAAGAAAUUCAAGGGCUUAUUGCGACUAACAGGAAACUAGUCUCACAUUUCAAUCACUCACUUUUGGCAAAGGAAAAGCUGAGUAAUAUACAAAAAAACAAGCUGAACCAAAAACCUCUUGGUGUAAUACAGGAUUGUCCAACCAGAUGGAAUAGUACAUAUUAUAUGAUGGAAAGAUUAUUGAAAAUUAAAGACUCAAUAAUAUUGUAUCUUAACAACUACGAGCAACUUUCCAUAACUCUCGAUGAUUGGAAAAUAAUGGAAAAAUGUGUAAACAUCUUAAAACCUUUUGAGGAGGUUACUCGAGAACUUAGCAGUUCAACUAUUUCGAUUUCGUCGGUUAUACCAUUAAUACACAUUCUCACAUCUAAAUUAAAUAAAGAAAAAUCAUUGGAAAGCGGUCCACCUUAUGUAGCCAAAAUAAUUGAAACGCUUAU
Messenger RNA from Lucilia sericata (common green bottle fly), 812 nucleotides. RefSeq names its product zinc finger BED domain-containing protein 4-like. The record is from RefSeq and is a predicted model, not a curated record. NCBI's taxonomy places the organism in Eukaryota, Metazoa, Arthropoda, Insecta, Diptera, Calliphoridae. The annotation marks the transcript as partial. The transcript has 2 exons.